Pseudogymnoascus verrucosus is the source of this 1466-nucleotide messenger RNA. RefSeq lists its product as uncharacterized. Gene Ontology annotation, biological process: mitotic cell cycle; peptidyl-serine dephosphorylation. The record is from RefSeq and is a predicted model, not a curated record. Gene Ontology annotation, molecular function: protein serine/threonine phosphatase activity. Gene Ontology annotation, cellular component: cytosol. The coding region runs from base 254 to 1240 and encodes 328 amino acids. The transcript is spliced from 7 exons. NCBI's taxonomy places the organism in Eukaryota, Fungi, Ascomycota, Leotiomycetes, Thelebolales, Thelebolaceae.
CUACUAUCCAACUUCAAGUACCCCAUACAGAAUCGGGGUAAACGCUCUGCAAUCCAAAUUCAAUACCCUUCACGAAUAGCUGCAUACCGACUGUGGCCCAGCUGCAUUGUAUUUAGACUGUUACAGCACCCAGAAACCUUUUGCGACAAACUACCUACGCGCGCGGAGUCAUUCGAUCUGAGCUGGACAUCCCGCUUCCAAACAUCACCAGCCUGGGUCGCAACGUCACAAUCGUCAACGACAACGGGGCACAAUGGACGCUACCAUGGAGGAUGUUGGUAGAGUGGUAGAGCCCACGCGAUUAUCGCCGGUGUCUGAGCCUACUUCUAUAUCUACUCUUGACGGCUGGAUUGAGAGCCUGAUGACGUGCAAGCAGCUUGCGGAGGUGGAUGUCCAGCGGCUCUGCGAGAAGGCGAGAGAGGUUCUGCAAGAAGAGUCGAACGUUCAACCAGUCAAAUGCCCAGUUACAGUUUGCGGAGAUAUCCAUGGCCAGUUCCAUGAUCUGAUGGAGCUGUUCAGGAUCGGAGGACCGAACCCCGAUACAAACUAUUUAUUCAUGGGGGACUACGUUGAUCGUGGAUACUAUUCAGUCGAAACCGUCACCCUCCUUGUUGCCCUCAAAAUCCGCUACCCUCAACGCAUUACCAUCCUCAGAGGAAACCACGAAUCCCGCCAAAUCACUCAGGUGUACGGAUUCUACGACGAAUGCCUCCGCAAAUACGGCAACGCGAACGUCUGGAAGCACUUCACAGACCUCUUCGACUACCUACCACUCACAGCCCUUAUCGAUAAUCAAAUAUUCUGCCUUCACGGUGGCUUGUCUCCAAGCAUUGACACCCUGGACAACAUCAGAGCGCUUGACCGCAUACAAGAGGUUCCCCAUGAAGGGCCAAUGUGCGACCUUCUCUGGUCCGAUCCAGAUGAUAGAUGCGGAUGGGGGAUAUCCCCUAGAGGUGCGGGGUACACGUUCGGACAGGAUAUCUCAGAGGCUUUCAAUCACAACAACGGCUUGACAUUGGUUGCCAGAGCUCAUCAACUUGUCAUGGAGGGUUACAAUUGGUCUCAAGAUCGGAACGUUGUCACCAUAUUCUCUGCACCAAAUUACUGUUACAGGUGCGGUAACCAAGCGGCAAUCAUGGAGAUAGAUGAACAUCUCAAGUACACCUUCUUGCAGUUUGAUCCAUGCCCAAGAGCCGGAGAACCAAUGGUUUCACGACGCACCCCAGACUACUUCCUGUAGAUUUCGAGUCCAGAAAAUAGGCAAUGGAGAAUAGAUCCCCUUAAUCUUGACUCUAAAUGGGCGCGAGGAUUGGUGUACGGGACAGAGUCACAGAGACACCCUCACAGUGCUGUACAAAUCACCGAUUAUAGGAGGGUUUGUAACGUAGAAAUACGUCCCGCCACCACUGCGUUUUGUGCUUAGUAGAGAUACCUAGACACAGUUUUUAUGAAUACGAGAAUAAUAC